UCUUGUAUCCUAGCAUCCUAGCAUUCUUAACCGUACUUUGCGAAAUGCACUCACUGGGCAGUGUAAUUACAGCAUCCAAUUCCAGCUGACGAUGCAUCAACUGCGGUGAUGAACGGAAACAAGAAAGUCAACUCGCCCGUUGUGAAUGGGUCUUCAUACGAUCCAGACACGAUUCCAGAUUAUCACAAUGACUUUAUUGACCGAGCCGAUCUGGAGGCUUUCUCAGCAGCCCUGACAGCACCGACUACUGAGCCUGUCACAGCACUCAAUGACUGGGGUCCAGUCCGCCAGCGAGUCAAGAGAAACCGAGUUCGACGCAAAACGACAAGAAGAUCAAAGGAUGAAACUAGAGAGGGUUUUGUGUACACGCUGCUGUACUACCCCUUGCUGUUCAUCGUCUGCGGUUGGAUCGUCGUCCUCUUCGGCAUCUACAACCUAACACGCUUUUACAUCUAUGCUUACGAACACGCCUUCUCAUGGACGGGCCGGCGGGAGACGCUGAGGCGACAAUUACAACGAGCCAGCACCUACGAAGAAUGGAAAGGCGCUGCUCAACAGCUCGACGAGUUUCUGGGAAACGAAGAGUGGAAGGAGCACGAUGAGUACUCCUACUAUAAUCACAGCACGGUCAAGAAAGUGACUGCUCAAUUGAUCGAGCUUCAACGAAGGGCCGAGGCUGAAGAGAGAGAUGGGAGAAACGGCAUUGGUGGCAGCAGUCCUUUGGAUGACCUCAAAGCCUUGCUGGAAAGCUGCGUCAAGAACAAUUUCGUGGGCAUUGAGAAUCCCAGACUCUACAGUGAAUCGUAUAUCGGCACCAAAGUGCUCAUUCAGACAUUUGUCGAUCAGGUCGAGAAGAGUCUGAAGACAGUCCUCGACUCUGACCGUAUGACCGCCAAAGACAAAGCUUCGCUGUUCCGAAGUCUGGAGCUCAACUAUGGAAGGACUGCGCUAUGCCUUUCAGGUGGAGCGACUUUCGCGUACUACCAUUUUGGCGUCAUCAAGGCACUUCUAGAUGCUGGCGAACUUCCAGAAAUCAUCACUGGUACUUCUGGCGGUGCGUUGGUGGCUGCACUUGUAGCCACCAGGACGGAUGAGGAAUUAGGACCCGUGUUGGUGCCUGCGCUAGCCCACCGCAUCCGUGCCUGCCAUGAGGGAUUCGCAACGUGGGCCCGUCGAUGGUGGCGGACCGGUGCCCGCUUCGAUUCCCUCGACUGGGCUCGCCACUGCGCUUGGUUUUGUCAUGGCUCCCUUACUUUCAGAGAGGCAUUUGAACGGACUGGCCGCAUUCUAAACGUCUCAUGUGUACCUUCGGAUCCUCAUUCGCCCACGAUCCUAAACAAUCACAUUACGAGUCCAGAUUGCGUCAUCUGGUCCGCUGUCCUGGCUUCAGCUGCGGUACCAGGAAUACUCAAUCCUAUCGUGCUGAUGCGCAAGACGAGAGACGGUACACUAGUACCAUAUUCAUUCGGCAACAAGUGGAAAGACGGGAGCUUGCGGACCGACAUUCCUCUCAAAGCACUCAACCUGCACUUUAACGUCAAUUUCUCCAUCGUCUCACAGGUCAAUCCGCAUAUCAACCUAUUCUUCUUUUCGCCUAGGGGCGAGCCAGGUCGUCCAGUGACACAUCGCAAAGGUCGUGGAUGGCGCGGAGGGUUUCUUGGCUCGACUAUCGAGACUUCGGUGAAAUUGGAUCUGCAGAAAUACCUCAAAAUCCUGCGCCAUCUCGAAUUACUGCCUAGGCCCAUGGGACAGGACUGGAGCGAGUUAUGGCUACAACGCUUUUCUGGCACAGUCACUAUCUGGCCGAAGACCGUCCUCAGUGACUUCUGGAACAUCUUAAGCGAUCCUAGUCCCCAACGUCUGGACCGGAUGAUCAGUGUUGGCCAACGAAGCUGCUGGCCCAAAAUACGAUUCAUUUCCAACCGUAUGAAAAUUGAAAGACUCAUCCUGGAAGGCUUAAGAAGAGGGGGCCCGAUUGAUGAAAGCCGUCGCCUGCCAAAUCCGGUCGGUGAGCAGCAGCUUCAAGAAUCAUUGUUGCGUGCCAGAGGCCGGACGGACGAUGAGAUGUCGUCAGAAGAAGAGACGAACCACGAUGGUGGACGCCCACGUGGUCGAAGGCACAGCUCAAUCUUCAAAGAAUUCACCCGGCAGGCGUCAGUACUGUGGCCAGAGGAAGGACAUACUGAAGGAGAAGAAGAUGGUCUAACCACAGACGAAGACGAAAUGCUGGCAGUACAUGAAGAAUAAUCCCGUGAAGGCUUCGAAGGAAAAACACCGUCACCAUCCUGUCGAAGGAUGAGUAUUGUUUAGAGCGAGCAUAUAUUCAGAUAGAAAGUCAGCCCAGUGAUGUCAUUGCCAUGCACAUCACGUGAUUUGACAAAAGUACCAUGCGGCAUGCGGCUUUAACCCCCUUGCACCGACGAUAAGCUUCUCGCGAGGGUCAACCGAGAUCUGACGUCGAUCGUUGCGGCAUCGUGUUCACAGGAUUGAAUGUUCCAACAUUUUUUCAGGCUUGGUUUAUAGCCUAAGUUG
Exophiala viscosa is the source of this 2532-nucleotide messenger RNA. Its product is annotated as acyl transferase/acyl hydrolase/lysophospholipase. The transcript has a single exon. The record is from RefSeq and is a predicted model, not a curated record. Gene Ontology annotation, biological process: lipid metabolic process. The coding region runs from base 109 to 2247 and encodes 712 amino acids. Gene Ontology annotation, molecular function: triacylglycerol lipase activity. Lineage: Eukaryota; Fungi; Ascomycota; Eurotiomycetes; Chaetothyriales; Herpotrichiellaceae.